Molecule: messenger RNA, 3284 nt
Organism: Eurytemora carolleeae
Lineage: Eukaryota; Metazoa; Arthropoda; Copepoda; Calanoida; Temoridae
Product: zinc finger protein 43
Exons: 30
Coding region: 52-3159 (1035 amino acids)
Biological process (GO): regulation of transcription by RNA polymerase II
Cellular component (GO): nucleus
Molecular function (GO): DNA-binding transcription factor activity, RNA polymerase II-specific; RNA polymerase II transcription regulatory region sequence-specific DNA binding
Source: RefSeq, a predicted model, not a curated record
ACCAAUUAAAAAUUAAUGUAACAUUCAAAACAUAUAUCAAAUUUCAGAAAAAUGGAGCCUUCUGAUCUUGUUAAGAUUGAAGAGGGGAGUGAACUUGAUCAGAUUUGGAACCGGUUUUUAGAGUUCGAGGAUUACACCUACGAUGAUGAGAAGACAACAUUUACAGGGUUUUUAACCGAAUGGCAAAACAGGUUGACCGGAGCUAUGGAGGCUGGUAUUUCUUACUCCGAAACCGUUCUCUCCUUGAAACUAGUUAAGAACUCCAGGAUAGACCGGGAGACAAGAUCCAACAUAUUCAACCAUCUUCAGUCAAAACCUAACUAUCUUCAGGAAAAUCUCCUUCUGUUCACGCUGAAUGCUUUGAAUGGGAUGAAGAAUGAGAAUUCUAAAUUUCUCGUCAAAUCUGAGAUGGAUGAUGUGAGCACACUGAAAGUACAAUUGGAUGAGAGUGUAGACAAUGAAGAGGAGGAUGAUAUAGAUAAGGAUGAAAAUUAUUUAAGCGGAGGGUUUGAUGAGCAUGAAACUAGAAAUCCCUUCAAGUGUUCUAUUUGUCCAAUGUCCUGUCCUAGGUUACAGGAGUUUAAGGCCCACGAGGUGGCGCAUGAAAUGCCGCGUAGGAAGUUUCCAUGCUCUCUUUGCUCAGCAUCUUACGAUACUCAAAAACUUUUAGAAAAACACCGAAUAGUUCAUAUGGACAGCAAGCUCAAAUGUGAAAUAUGUGCCAAAGAAUUUUUUGGAGACAGUUCUUUAAAAUAUCAUAUGAAAAAUGUGCAUAAAAAGAAUUUGAAAUGUGAACAUUGUCCCAAACUGUUUGACCGACAGUCAAAGCUUAUAAAGCAUAUGGAAACGCAUGUGAAGCGACAAAUAGCUCACGAAUCUAUGUUUCAAUGUGAUCAAUGCGGGAAAGAGAUUCAAGGAAAGAAGCGUCUGAGAAUACACAAGAGAACCCAUUUCUUGUUUCGAUGCCAACCCUGCAAUAAAAUAUUUAAAGAUCAGGAUUUACUGAAUCGACAUAUUCUAAACCAUCGAGAGUAUCCCUGUGAUCAAUGUGGGCAAGUAUACUACCAGAUGGCACUUUUGCAAAAACACAUGAAUACCAUCACCCACGGGGGUGAACGUAAAUUUGCUUGUGAUCAGUGUGGGAAAACAUUCAUGAAGAAAUAUAAUCUACAAACACAUCAGUUAACACAUACGGGAGAGAAGAAUUAUAGAUGUGAAUUUGAAGACUGUGGAAUGGCAUUCUACAAAAAGGAUGUCAUGACUCGACAUAUGCGGAUACAUACAGGCGAGAAACCAUAUCAAUGUGAUGUCUGUGAGAGACGGUUUACCCAGAGCGGAGAUAUGAAGAAACACAGAAGAACACAUGGCAUUGAAUACAGGAUGAAGAACUUUAAAAGAGUGAAGAUUCAUGUUAAAGAUAAUCCUCCUGGAACUGAUGAUGUGAUGUUGGACCAUUCAUCUACGCGAUCUCCGUCAAGGGAUCGGACUGAUGCGAUGGAAAGCAUUGAAAUCAAGGUUGAACAUAUCCAGCUGGAGACGGUUUGGAGGCUGUUUUGGGAGUUCGAGAAUCUCGAGUUCUCACAGAACAUCAUGCCCUUCACGCAGUUCAUCGUAGACUGGAAUCAGAGGCUGCAAAGAGUGGUUGAUGUCGGUAUCUGCUAUCCUGAUAUAGUUCUAGCGUUCAAGCUUCUGAAGCAGACCAAUUUACCCGCUGAGCGCAGAAGUUUGAUAAUUGCCGCGUUACAUUCUUAUCUUGAGGAAGAUAGAAGGAGAAGUUUACUGCAAGAAGCAAUAGGUCUGCUGGAUAAAAUCUAUGAAAACAAAGAAAGUAUAAAGAACGAAGCAGUAUUGGAGAAGGAGGAAAACGUUGCUCCCAAGAUGUUAGAGAAAACUGAAGUUGAUUUUGAGCCAGUGGAUGAACCUGUAGAAGCAUUUUACGAUAAUGAGAACGGGAUUUCUGAACAAAGUCGUUUUCAUCAUAGCUUUGAAAAUACUUACUUCAAGGAAGCAACAGAUAUAAAAGUUGAGAGCCAAGAUGUCACCAACAUACAUUUUACUGGCACUGAUCAAAAGAGAGAAUUGACGAGUGAAGAUGAGCGCUCUAAUCUUGGUCGAUGUCCAAACUGUGAUAAGGUUUUAUCCACCCCCUCCUCCCUACACAGACAUAUUCAAUCCUGCAGGAAGUGUUAUGAAUGUAAGAAGUGUGGAUUGAUAUGGAAUAACAAGAAAGAAUAUAUUCUGCACAGAAAACAACAUCGAGAUGAACUUGUCAGAUUAAGACGACGCACUAAAGACUUCCAUGUGGCGUUUACCCCGGAGGAACGUGAAGUGCUGGGCAAGUGUCCCAACUGUUCUAAACUACUGUGUUCUCCAACCCUUCUGAAGAAGCAUCUUGCUGUCUGCAAGUUGAACCUGAACUGUGAAGAGUGUAAAACAUUGUUCUCCAGCAAGUGGGAGUUAAACGAGCACAUGAAAAUCCACACAGCCAAGUGCAAGUUAUGUGAAGCAGAAUUCGAAACUCAGAAAUCCUUAAAAUCGCAUAUUUUUUUCGUGCAUAAAGAGAAAAUCUACGAAUGUGACGAGUGUAAAAAAAGUUUUCCCACUGAAAACAUGCUUCGGGCGCACAUGACUGUUCACAAGCCAAAGCCGAGUAAAACCAGCGUGUUCCAAUGUGAUCAGUGCGGACUAGAGUUUGUUGGAAAAAUAAAACUGCGAAUACACAAGAGAAUUCAUUACGAGUAUAAAUGUAAACCCUGCAACAGCAUCUUUAAAAACAAGGAGGGUAUGGACAAGCAUGUUAAUGAACAUCAAGAGCUUCCUUGUGAAAUAUGUGGACAAGUGUUUCUACAUGUCGGAGUCUUGAAAAGACAUAUGAACACCUUCUCACACACAGGAAUCAAAUCUUUCGCUUGUGAUAAGUGUGGAUCCAUGUUUGCAAAGAAGGUAGCACUGCAAAAACACCAGAGAAACACGCACGAAGGAGGUACAAGGAACCAUGAGUGUACUGAGUGUGAUAAAAAGUUUUACGAUAAAUUCAAACUAAAACAACACAUGAGGAUUCAUACUGGAGAGAAGCCCUAUGAAUGCGACAUCUGCCACAAGCGGUUCACACAAAGCGGAGACAGAACAAAGCAUAGGAGAAUUCAUGGAGUUCCAUAGAUGGUUUUAUGAAAUAUUUAUGUUUAGUAUGAAAUAUUUGUUCUAUUUCUUAUAUUUUUCUCUCUGCAGAGUAUUUCAGAGUCAUCUGCAACGGAACAAUAAAAAGCAAUUUUUUAGUGCAUUAA